Molecule: messenger RNA, 3890 nt
Organism: Oncorhynchus masou masou (cherry salmon)
Lineage: Eukaryota; Metazoa; Chordata; Actinopteri; Salmoniformes; Salmonidae
Product: G-protein coupled receptor 183-like
Exons: 4
Coding region: 649-1863 (404 amino acids)
Biological process (GO): G protein-coupled receptor signaling pathway
Cellular component (GO): membrane
Molecular function (GO): G protein-coupled receptor activity; oxysterol binding
Source: RefSeq, a predicted model, not a curated record
AUCACACCACGAGGCCCCCCGGUAAUAUCACACCACGAGGCCCCCCGGUAAUAUCACACCACGAGGCCCCCCGGUAAUAUCACACCACGAGGCCCCCCGGUAAUAUCACACCACGAGGCCCCCCGGUUCCCAGCCCUCGUCACGAUUGGGUCAAUAUACUUCUUCCUCUUCACUCUAAUUUCUACUCUGUCCACAUGAAGAACAGCUGUCAUUCAGCCUAUUUGUGCCCUCGAUAUCAUCUGGAGUGCUUGCUAUCCUUACAAACAUGAAUACACAUGCCGAAAAUUAUCCAUCCCGUUGAUCAAAUAAAUUCAUCUUUACAAAUUUUCGAAGAGACGCUUGCACCCACCCACACACACACACACACACACACACUCAGAAUAAAUGUAGGAGGGGUUUGCUUGCGGUGCAGGAAAUGAUAAGUGUGUGUCUGGGUACUGGCUGUGGCAGAAGCUGCACACUUCAGCAUAGUCGGCCGUAGCUGACGCAACAGAGAAAUAUCUCUACUACUGGUUGAGUUUCACUCUCUGCCUGACCUGACACAUGGCUCUGGAGUCACACAGGGGACCAACGUCCCCCUGAAACACCACGGGCAACUGAGAACUCAGAGCACUUCCAUCUGAUGUACACUUCCUGUUACGAACCAUCAUGUCGUGGUCAGAGGGUGUGAACUCCACUCUGAACCUGGACUCCAACACCUCCUCCUCCCUGUUCUGCACCAACCUGUACGACCACCGCCCCGUCGCCCGCGUCCUCAUGUCUCUCCACUACAGCCUGGUCUUCAUGCUCGGCCUCCUAGGUAACGCCCUGGCACUGCACGUCAUCAGACCCAACCUGGCCCGGAUCAACUCUACCACACUCUACUCUGCCAACCUGGCCGCCUCCGACGUUCUCUUCACUCUGGCCCUGCCUCUGAGGAUAGCCUACUACGCCCUAGGUUUCCACUGGCCCCUGGGGGAGACCCUGUGUCGUGUCACCGCCCUUCUGUUCUACGUCAACACCUACGCAGGGGUCAAUUUCAUGACCUGCCUGGCUGUAGACCGCUUCGUAGCCGUGGUUCUCCCUCUACGUUACACCAGGCUCUGCCGGGCCCGGACCAUCCGCUACGUCUGCGUAGGGGUGUGGGUUCUAGUCCUAGUCCAGACGUUACCCCUCCUCUCCGUGACCAUGACCCGGGCCGAGCCGGACGGGACCACCACCUGCAUGGAGUACCCCAACUUUGAGAACGGGGCCGUGGAGGGGCUCCCCUACGUCCUCAUUGGAGCCGUCGUCAUGGGAUACGGCGUUCCCGUUGCAACCAUCCUGUGUUGCUACUUGGUGUUGCUUUGGAAGCUGCGGUUGGUGACGAGAAGUAGGGCCGGUGGGCGAGGUCACAGGUCAUUGAGGAGCCAGAAGGCGACGGGGGUGAUAGCAGGGGUAGUGUUGGUGUUUGUAGUGUGUUUCAGUCCCUAUCACAUCAACAUCCUGCAGUAUAUGAUCCGAAAGCUGAGAUACACACCAGACUGUACCGAGCUCCACGCCUUUCAGAUGUCUCUACACUUCACUGUGUGUCUCAUGAACCUCAACUGCUGCCUGGACCCCUUUGUCUACUUCUUUGCCUGUAAGGGUUACAAGAGGAGGGUGAUGAAGAUGUUGAGGGUUCAGGUCAGCGCCUCUUUCUCCAGCGUGGUCCGAACCGGGGAGGACACCCCCUUCAAACGGGGGGGGACCCGGGACGGGAGGAGCAGGCUGGGUAGCCACACAGCUUGUCCUGUUGCUUUAGAUGACGUUACCAAGACCAUUCCUGGGCCUGAGACCGAGACAGGAGCCACAUCCAACCAACUACCCCUGAGACAGGAGCCACAUCCAACCAACUACCCCUGAGACAGGAGCCACAUCCAACCAACUACCCCUGAGACAGGAGCCACAUCCAACCAACUACCCCUGAGACAGGAGCCACAUCCAACCAACUACCCCUGAGACAGGAGCCACAUCCAACCAACUACCCCUGAGACAGGAGCCACAUCCAACCAACUACCCCUGAGACAGGAGCCACAUCCAACCAACUACCCCUGAGACAGGAGCCACAUCCAACCAACUACCCCUGAGACAGGAGCCACAUCCAACCAACUACCCCUGAGACAGGAGCCACAUCCAACCAACUACCCCUGAGACAGGAGCCACAUCCAACCAACUACCCCCUGAGACAGGAGCCACAUCCAACCAACUACCCCUGAGACAGGAGCCACAUCCAACCAACUACCCCUGAGACAGGAGCCACAUCCAACCAACUACCCCUGAGACAGGAGCCACAUCCAACCAACUACCCCUGAGACAGGAGUCACAUCCAACCAACUACCCCUGAGAAAGGAGUCACAUCCAACCAACUACCUCUGAGAAAGGAGUCACAUCCAACCAACUACCCCUGAGACAGGAGCCACAUCCAACCAACUACCCCUGAGACAGGAGUCACAUCCAACCAACUACCCCUGAGAAAGGAGUCACAUCCAACCAACUACCCCUGAGAAAGGAGUCACAUCCAACCAACUACCCCUGAGACAGGAGCCACAUCCAACCAACUACCCCUGAGACAGGAGUCACAUCCAACCAACUACCCCUGAGAAAGGAGUCACAUCCAACCAACUACCCCUGAGACAGGAGCCACAUCCAACCAACUACCCCUGAGACAGGAGCCACAUCCAACCAACUACCCCUGAGAAAGGAGUCACAUCCAACCAACUACCCCUGAGACAGGAGCCACAUCCAACCAACUACCCCUGAGACAGGAGCCACAUCCAACCAACUACCCCUGAGACAGGAGUCACAUCCAACCAACUACCCCUGAGACAGGAGCCACAUCCAACCAACUACCCCUGAGACAGGAGCCACAUCCAACCAACUACCCCUGAGACAGGAGCCACAUCCAACCAACUACCCCUGAGACAGGAGCCACAUCCAACCAACUACCCCUGAGACAGGAGCCACACCCAACCAACUACCCCUGAGACAGGAGCCACAUCCAACCAACUACCCCUGAGACAGGAGCCACAUCCAACCAACUACCCCUGAGACAGGAGCCACAUCCAACCAACUACCCCUGAGACAGGAGCCACAUCCAACCAACUACCCCUGAGACAGGAGCCACAUCCAACCAACUACCCCUGAGACAGGAGCCACAUCCAACCAACUACCCCUGAGACAGGAGCCACAUCCAACCAACUACCCCUGAGACAGGAGCCACAUCCAACCAACUACCCCUGAGACAGGAGCCACAUCCAACCAACUACCCCUGAGACAGGAGCCACAUCCAACCAACUACCCCUGAGACAGGAGCCACAUCCAACCAACUACCCCUGAGACAGGAGUCACAUCCAACCAACUACCCCUGAGACAGGAGUCACAUCCAACCAACUACCCCUGAGACAGGAGCCACAUCCAGCUGAGUAGCCCCAGAGCCUGUCCUGGUCCUUGAGAUGACCACUACUAGGCCAUAAGAGACACAGAACCACUAGUCUAGACACACGUACUUGUCCUGGGUUGUAUUCACACCAAACGGAGGAAAAAGGAACUGAAACAGAAAGGGACGACCUGAACUUGUCCAAUAAGAAAUGCUUGUUUUUAAUUUGACUUCUUUGCUCACUCUGCUAUUUCAAAACGAAUGUGAAAAAGAUGGACAUCCAGGUUCCAUAAACACAGCAGCCUUUACAAGGUUCCAGACCUAAAGGGCCUCCUGCAGAACAGGAUGCUGUAUGCAGAGAUACAAUCCUACCUUUACUGAUUCAUCUCAAACAUUUCCGUCACAUCGAUCUUUUGUACAGAUAUUUAUGCUUUUCAUAAGUAAAAAUGGUUUCACUUCCCAAUACUUACUUUUUAACUGCUGUUUAAAGUGGAAUUAAAACCAUUCUAUUUCA